AUGAUCAUUCCAGGGUUCCAAAAUAUGGGACAUGCCAGUUGGCUAACGCGUCACUGUAAUGAUAUUGCAGACCACGCAGAUAGAAAAAUAUUCUUAGCUGCUAGAGCAUCGUCGUUACCAAGACUUCGAGCGCUUAGAUUCGAGUUUGUAGGACCGAGAGAGACACAUAUUAAGGAUUCGGAGAGAGAAGUUGAGUUGCCCAAGACUUGGUUUGGAAUGCGGCAUGCCGAACGUGAUUAG
Sclerotinia borealis F-4128 is the source of this 240-nucleotide messenger RNA. The record is from the annotation of a GenBank genome assembly. NCBI's taxonomy places the organism in Eukaryota, Fungi, Ascomycota, Leotiomycetes, Helotiales, Sclerotiniaceae.